AUGGCGUCAAAAGUUGCGCCCAGUAACGAAGACGGCAACGACUUGGACGCCUCCUGCCACACACUACGCACCUGUACCCGAUUGCGCCAAGGCUCACAGGAUGAGGAACUUCGUAAGGUCAUUGAAAAGCAACGCAUUGUCAUUCGAGAUCUACGAAAAGCGUUGGCCAAAGUAACGGCAGACCGCGACAAUUUGCUUGCCAAGUUUGACAUAAGUUCAAGUAACAACGCCGCAACCGGUGAUCGCCCUCCUGCUGCUACCCCUGUGCAACAUGAAAUGUUAAUGAUGAUGAGCGAUGAGGAUGAUGCCUUGAGUACAAGUCCUAGUUCCAGCAGUUGUUGCAGUACAGCAAGUAGCAGUAAUCCUACAACAACAGGGCCUAUUCCUCCACCACGAUCCCCAUUUCGACAACAUAAUGUAUACAUCAACAACAAUCAGCAUCAUCCAACAUCUCCUAUUAGCAGCGGCAGCAACAAUAGUAGUGCCAAAGAACAGCUGACGGAGGAUCCAUCAUCGACCCCACAUCGAGUUGAUAGCUUGUCUUUAACAUGUGCUAGUGGAAGGCGAAAUCCCAAUACACGUUCAUCAUCGCUUCCUGUUGCCAGCUUCAAACGUUCCAUUUCACCAACCACUGCUGCUACCAUGAUGGUUAAUAAUUCACCUGUCAGUGCUAUUUUGGAUAAAGACAAGCAACUUUUUGCUCGUUACCAGGAGUCAAUGCAACGAACAACAGUGACCAAUGGCGAUCAUGUCGAAUGCAGCACAAAGACAUCCAUCAGUGCAGGAGAUAUCUCAACUCACGACGAUGACCUAUCACCAUCUUCGCAACAUCAACAACAAUGGUUAUGGCCAUCUCCACCACCCAUUCCACCUUCUGAAAGAAAGAUGUCCACAACAUCAACGUAUCAUCGACGCCAUGUACGUAGAGCAUCAUCCCAACCUGCCAUUGUCACAUCCACGUCUUCAUCCCUCCGCAAUCCUGCUGAGAAGAAAAUUGACCGUUUGCUCGAUGGUGUCUCGGUUAAAGUUCUUGGUUCUAACAUCACGACCAACGACAAAGGAAAAGGAGUGGUAUCGUUUACAAUCUCAGUGGGACAAAACGCCGACAAGGAAUUGUGGUGCAUUGAGAAACGCUACUCUCAUUUCUUAACCCUAGAUACCAAAUUGAAAUCACAAUGCAAAUCAAAGACAUUCAAGACCACCAAGCUACCUGACAAGGCUCUCUUCGCUACUCAUGCACCAAGCAAAGCUGACCAAAGAAAGCAUGCCAUUGAAAAAUAUUUGCAACGUGUCAUUGAAGUACCAUGGCCAGACUUAUCCGUGCUCCAUGACUUUUUGAAUUCGGACAAGACAUAUCGAAAAGAAGAAUCUCACCAGACUCGUCCGGGCUAUAAAGCAGGAUACUUGACACGACGUGGCAAGAGCUUUGUUGGUUGGAAGACUCGAUAUUUUGUAUAUGAAAAUGGUGUCCUGAGGUAUUACGAUAAUCCUGAAGGAGCAUUAUUGGGGACCAUCCUUAUACCCGAUGCACAAAUCCGGCCAAGCAAUUCACAGUCAUCUUCCCAUGAGCCGCAUCAUGCAUUCCUUAUUGUUGAGCCUAAAAAGGCUGCAUCUCCUGGCAGCGGAGUGUAUCGACAUUUGUUGUGUGCUGAAUCGGAUAAGGAACGGGAUGAAUGGGUGGAUGUUCUUACACAAGCCAAAAAAGAUGCUCAAGAUGCCCAACAUCAUCCUCUUCAAUAUCAUCCACCUCGAGCCAAUUCAGCUGAUUCAGCAGCACAUCAUGAGUAUCAUCACCACGAUGAUGAACGACCUCCUUUGCGUCAACGUUCAAGCAUGGAUCAAGUCUACAUGCCGGCUAGCAAGAAAUACAGCAUCACAUCGUCCGUUGGCAGUAAUCGUCGAGGAUCUAUUGGAAGUAGUCGUCCAUGUUCACCCUCUGCGGAUGAUCAAGAAGGAGGAGCUUUGGAUGGAAAAAAGAAGAAAGGAAAUAGAAGGACGUUUUGGUCAAAGAAAAUGGCCACUGGUAUACCAUCCACAAACAGCAUUCGAGGUCUCUUAUCACGCAAUUCAACGGAUACCUCAGCUGAUACAACUAUAUCCACACCACAAAGUACAUCCAACGGCAAGAAUAAUCCAUCCAACAAAGUGUUUGGUGUACCUCUUGAAGAAGCCGUGCGUGCAUCCCGUAUUUCAGAUACAUGCCAUCUUCCUGCUAUUGUCAUUCGCUGCAUUGAAUAUCUCGAAGCCAACAAUGCUACAAGGGAAGAAGGGAUUUAUCGCUUGAGCGGAAGUGCCGUCAAAAUUAGAUCUUUGCGAGAAGAAUUUGAUCAGGGCACCGAUGUCAAUCUUUUGGAGUCAAACGAGCACCAUGACAUACACGCUGUAGCUGGCGUAUUCAAAAUGUGGUUACGAGAGCUACCAGGCAACGUCUUGACCGAAGAACUACUACCAGAGUUUUUGCCUGUGAUAGAUCUUGUGGAUCGUCAAGAGCGUGUACAAGAAUUAGGAAGGCUGGUAUCCAUGCUGCCAUUAGCCAAUUAUGCAUUACUACGUAGCCUUUGCACGCAUUUGAUAGGCGUUGUAACGAGUUCAGAGACCAACAAGAUGAAUGCACGCAACGUUGGCAUUAUUUUCUCGCCCACAUUGCAAAUCCCUACCGGUAUCUUCAACCUGUUCCUGAGCGAAUUUCAAUACAUCUUCAUGACCGACAAUAACGACAUCACCAUCUCAGCCGACAGUAACAAGAUCCAGCUCGAUUCAAUUACUGAUAGCUCCUUGUCAACAUCAUCCACCAUCAACACUGAUCCUUUACAUCCUACGCAACCUCUGCCCCGUGUGCAGCAUACUAUACUUGAUGAACAAGGUCGCAGCAACAGAAAUAGCGUGCAUUACAUGAAUGGCACCCCCUUCUCAAUUGUUGGUUUGGAAAAAGGAAAUGCUCAUGUUGCAGAUGACGACGAGGUAGACGACCUGGAUUUCCACAAUGACACUCUCGACGAUGACAAUGAACCCACUUCCAGCAAUGGCAGUCUUCACAUGUCAGAAAGCUUCCACAGUAACGAUAGUAAACCAGACAUGACAACAACAUCCUUCACAGCAUCCGGUCAACUACUAGCAAUGAAAUAA
Messenger RNA from Lichtheimia ornata, 3126 nucleotides. RefSeq lists its product as uncharacterized. The record is from RefSeq and is a predicted model, not a curated record. The transcript has 7 exons. Gene Ontology annotation, biological process: regulation of GTPase activity; signal transduction. Gene Ontology annotation, cellular component: cytoplasm. Bases 1 to 3126 code for a protein of 1041 amino acids. NCBI's taxonomy places the organism in Eukaryota, Fungi, Mucoromycota, Mucoromycetes, Mucorales, Lichtheimiaceae. Gene Ontology annotation, molecular function: phosphatidylinositol binding.